Molecule: messenger RNA, 1998 nt
Organism: Homalodisca vitripennis (glassy-winged sharpshooter)
Lineage: Eukaryota; Metazoa; Arthropoda; Insecta; Hemiptera; Cicadellidae
Product: adhesive plaque matrix protein-like
Exons: 6
Coding region: 7-1998 (663 amino acids)
Cellular component (GO): extracellular matrix
Source: RefSeq, a predicted model, not a curated record
CUAGCCAUGUUGGCCGUCUGUGUGAGUGCGCAGUAUGGCCACCACUAUGAGCCCAAAGCCCAUUACGUGGAGGACUACUACGACCCUCACCCCAAGUACAAGUUCGAGUACGGCGUCCACGACCCUCACACUCACGACAUCAAGAACCAGAAGGAGGAGCGUGACGGGGACGUGGUGAAGGGAUUUUACGAGCUGGUGGAGCCGGACGGUUCCAAGCGCGUCGUCCACUAUACAGCUGAUCACCAUACUGGCUUUAACGCCGUCGUCCACAGGGAACACAACGUCCAUCCUCAACAUUACGCUCAGCCAAAAUAUGACUACAAACCCUCUUACACUUCACAAAACAACGUUAAAGUAACAUAUGGUGAUUUAAUAUCCAAUAUCCGCACUCAAUACUGUCUCAUUGCUCCAAUUCCACAGAGCCCAACAGGGAUGUUACUCGGACCUGUUACUCAGACUAUGAGCAACGGGAAGUUCCUUAACAUGUUUGAGCACUGUAGCCUCGACCGUGACCCGGCCUUCCACCAGACCAUCCCGACCGCCCGCCCGCCAAGAUCACGGCCGCCAAGUGGCGCUACCGUCUCGCCAACCACGCCCACGGUCAAGGUUAUCUCGUUGUGCCUGACAGUGCUAGCCGCCAGCUGCGUGGUGGCUCAGUAUGGCGGUGGCGGUGGUGGCGGCUACGAGAAGAAGUACGAGUACAGCUACAAGGAGGAACCGUACGACCCUCACCCUCAGUACAAGUUCGAGUAUGGUGUGCACGACGAGCACACGUACGACAUCAAGAGCCACAAGGAGGAGCGCGACGGGGACGUGGUGAAGGGAGUGUACGAGCUAGUGGAGCCCGACGGCAGCAAGAGGGUGGUAGAGUACACGGCCGACCACAAGAACGGUUUCAACGCUGUCGUCCACAGAGAGAAGAACGCCCAUCCGUACGAGUACAAAAAGUAUGAGGCACCCAAGUACGAGUACAAACCUCAGUAUGAGGCACCCAAGUACGAGUACAAACCCCUGUAUGAGGCACCCAAAUACGAGUACAAACCCCAAUAUGAGGCACCCAAGUACGAGUACAAACCCCAAUAUGAGGCACCCAAGUACGAAUACAAACCCCAGUAUGAGGCACCCAAGUACGAAUACAAACCCCUGUACAAGGCAUCAUCAUACGAGUACAAACCCACGUACGAGGCACCCAAGUUCGAAUACAAACCCAAAUAUGAGUACAAACCAAAGUACGAGGCACCCAAGUAUUCCUACUACGAGAAUGCCGUUGAAGGAGGAACCUAUUUCGUGCGGCGUAACCUAGGAGCAGCUAACGAGGACUGUGCGACGUUGCCAAACAUUUUUUCCUCUAUAACCGCAGCGCGCCAUGUCGUGUGGCAGUUGACGUGUUUUAUGGCAGCGUCGCGGGAGCCUACUCUUGUGCUAUGUACAAUGGUGGUACUUGCUGGCUACGCGGUGGCCCAGUACGGUGGUGACGGUGGCGGCGGCUACGAGAAGAAGUACGAGUACAGCUACAAGGAGGAACCGUACGACCCUCACCCUCAGUACAAGUACGAGUACGGUGUGCACGACGAGCACACGUACGACAUCAAGAGCCACAAGGAGGAGCGCGACGGGGACGUGGUGAAGGGAGUGUACGAGCUGGUGGAGCCCGACGGCAGCAAGAGGGUGGUAGAGUACACGGCCGACCACAAGAACGGUUUCAACGCUGUCGUUCACAGAGAGAAGAACGCCCAUCCGUACGAGUACAAAAAGUAUGAGGCACCCAAGUACGAGUACAAACCCAAGUAUGAGGCACCCAAGUACGAGUACAAACCCCAGUAUGAGGCACCCAAGUACGAGUACAAACCCCAGUAUGAGGCACCCAAGUACGAAUACAAACCCCAGUAUGAGGCACCUAAGUACGAAUACAAGCCCAAAUAUGAGUACAAACCUAAGUACGAGGCACCCAAAUAUGAAUUUAAACCAGUUUACGAAUCACCAAAGUAUUCAUACUAA